This is a messenger RNA of Tigriopus californicus, 2074 nucleotides long. RefSeq lists its product as uncharacterized. Bases 73 to 1278 code for a protein of 401 amino acids. NCBI's taxonomy places the organism in Eukaryota, Metazoa, Arthropoda, Copepoda, Harpacticoida, Harpacticidae. The transcript is spliced from 4 exons. Gene Ontology annotation, molecular function: protein binding. The record is from RefSeq and is a predicted model, not a curated record.
UAUUGAACUGAAUUCCCAAGUCUGCAGUUGCAUCCACAUUUGAUAAUUAGCAACCCACGGCUAAAGACUGGUAUGUGGUUGAAAUUUACACUAAAUGUUUGGAAAAGUGUCUGGUUCACAGCAUUUAUUUCCACUGGAUUCUCAAUGGAAGCCCUCUUCGACAAAGUUUAUCUUUCACAAUACCCCCCAGAGUGGUGGAACGAAACCUAUUUGAACAUUGGAAGCCUCAAUGGAUGUUCCCAUUUUUGUAACGUCUUGUGUAUUGGGUUUACGUGGAGCAGAGAGGAAACGCGGUGUUUAAUUUGGAAAGCUUUAGAGAAAAAAUCAUUUCAGCUCGCCACAUCAAAAGAAAACACGAUUCCUGUUUGGUUGAAAAAUGGUACCAAGAGUAAUGUUGAUGGAAUCCUCACAUAUGACAAAACAACCUAUAAAUUUGACCGAUAUAUUCCACCUGAUUUUUGGAGUGGGCAUUCUAUAAAUGUGACAACAUUGCAUCUAGAGAAACCAAUCAUAUUUGGUCAGGGCUCGAAUUGGGAUAUUCUUAUGUGUGACGGUUCCUCUAAAAUGUGCAAAAAGUGGAGUUUUGGAAAUGAGAGCUGGUCGGAUUCAAAUUCACUUCACAAAAGGCAUACUGGUCUAACUGAUGCCAUCGGUUUAAUCGGCCACAGUACGUGGAUAAUUGGAGGAGAGCAUUUCAAUGACAGUUUGAGUGAACAAAUGACUCCAAGCGGCCGAUGGAUCGAGGGGAGAAAACUCCCCUUUGUAAUGUAUCAUUUUGGAAUUGCUCCGAUUGACAAGUCGCACGUUUUGAUUGCUGGUGGUUCAAAAGGACAAUGGAUGAAUGAGAUCAGAAAGCACAAUGUCGAUCUUGGAAACUGGACAACUGUCGGACUUUAUCCAAAUAAAACAUCUUUUCCAGGGUGUGAGAGACAUCAGCUAUUGAAUGGAACUGCCGUUGUAAUGUGUGUUGGUGGGUUGAUCAUCAGCAAAUCUAGCGUGAAAAGUUCCGUGAAAUCAUGCGGCGUAUAUGAUAUUGGCACUGACUCUUGGUCUUUGAUUCCCAAAUGGGACUUACCCGUGGCUUGCUCCCGUCCCCAGAUCCAUGCUGUUGGAAAGAGGCUUUUCGUCUUGGGAGGACACUUUAUGGACGAAGAGCGUGAUCGUGUUUUGGAAUUUAAGGAAGACAAAACAUCAGUGUGGCAAGAAAUGGUCAUCCGUUUGCCAGCGAAAAACUUGGUCAUUAUUCCUUACAAACUAUUAGUUUGGUCACCCAAUUAGGCUUGAUUGAAAUUGGAAUUGGGCACACUCUAUGGCGUGUUUUGUUCCUUUAUAAGAAACACGAGGGUGUACAGGGUGUAAAGAAAUUUAAAGACUUCCAUGGCUGUUUUCACAAUAUUUCUCCUUGCUCGAAGAUUUUUUUGGACAUUAAACCACAAGCAUUCCUCAGGCGGAACUGUUAAGUACAUAGUGGCAUAUUACAAAUGGUCAAACGAUAUCCUAGAGGCGAUGGGUAACCCUCUGAAAGAUUGCCGUCAAAACAAUGUCUGAAAAUGCAAGUGAGCGCAAUCUGAAGGUCAGAACCAAAGCUAAGGGCAUCCUGACAGCCGUCAAAGGCCAAGGGACAUUGACGAGCCUUUCAGUGUUCAUCCACAAACCAUUUGAAAGUGCAGAACAUUAUGCAAAUGCGAUAAAUCCAUUUAGAACAGACCGGACCAAGGGCCGAAAUCUGGAAUUUCAAGAGCCAAUCUUUCGGUGGCCAAACAGCAGAGGAUGACCCAUGUCCUUUAGAGUUAAAUCGGAUCAUUAAUAAUAUGGCACUAGGUAUUUCAAUAAGCCCUUUUGAUGAAAACUGGAGAUUUAAUAUGAUCACAUUAUUCUUUGAGUAAGAGGAAAAAUUUUCAGAAGCCACUAAGAGCCGCCCUUAAUUUCUUACCACCCUGCCAGAGGUUCGAGUGUUUAAAUACCCCGCCUCAGAAUAGAACUGUAAUAUGAUUGGAACAACUUUUUCCAACGACAUUUAUCUGAUUUUUUUUAAGUUCGACAUUAGUAGUUAUGCAGAGAAUAAAGCAAAGUA